Molecule: messenger RNA, 1360 nt
Organism: Carica papaya (papaya)
Lineage: Eukaryota; Viridiplantae; Streptophyta; Magnoliopsida; Brassicales; Caricaceae
Source: RefSeq, a predicted model, not a curated record
AUCCUCUUCUUUAGUCCCGCCUCUCUGGUGCAGUGGUGCCUCUCUUCCCUCUCUCGCGACUUCCCAGUAGCAGCAGCUUACACGCGUCGGUUACCGUCUCUGGUAGCUCAUCACCAUCGCAGCACCUCUGACGCCUCGGCCUCCGCACUAGCUAGCUAACGCCGGUACUAAAUUCUUUCACAUAAACUUACAGUGAUCAAAAUGGAGGUGACACCUGAGAAGGAUGUUGCUGGAAAGGAUUUUUCUCCUUUUGAGCAGGAGAUAUCUGAUGAGUUAGAAGUCAAGGUAAAGAAGUAUCUUAGAGGAGAAGGUGCUAAUCUGGAGGUACUGCAAGAUAAGAAGCUAAAGGGUCAACUUGCUGUCAGAGAAGAAUUAUAUGGAAAAUCUGCUAAAGCUGCUGCUAAGGUGGAGAAGUGGCUUAUGCCAAGUGAAGGAGGCUAUUUGGAGCCUGAAGGUAUUGAGAAGACAUGGAGGAUCAAGCAAGAAGAUAUUGCUCGUGAAGUAGAUAUCUUAAGUGCAAGAAAUCAGUAUGACAUUGUUUUACCAGAACUUGGUCCAUAUACACUGGAUUUCACAGCGAGUGGUCGUUAUAUGGCAGCUGCUGGACGCAAGGGUCAUCUUGCUCUUGUGGACAUGAAGAAUUUGAAUCUAAUUAGAGAAAUUCAGGUCAGAGAAACUGUGCGUGAUGUGGUGUUCCUGCACAAUGAAUUAUUUUUUGCAGUUGCCCAGAAAAAGUAUCCAUAUAUUUAUAAUCGGGAGGGCACUGAGCUUCAUUGUCUAAAGGAGCAUGGCGCAGUACUAAGACUUCAGUUCCUUAAAAAUCAUUUCCUCUUGGCGAUACCCGGAUCAGGUGAACCCAACUUUGAUUCUUGGGUGGCAAAUCCAUACGAAACAUCUAAGCAAAGAAGAGAGAAGGAGGUGCGGUCUCUUCUUGACAAGCUCCCACCCGAAACAAUCAUGCUUGACCCAACGAAGAUUGGGACGGUGAAGCCCCAAAAGAAGAAAGAAAAACCAGCGAAAAAGGAGAGGGAGACUGAGAUGGAAGCUGCCGUUGAAGCUGCCAAAGAUGUUACCCUGAAGAAGAAAACCAAAGGAAGGAAUAAACCGAGUAUGAGAAUGAAGAAGAGAAAGGAGAUCAUUGAGAACGCAAAGAGGCCAUUCUUGGAGCAGCAGUUGAAGGGAGAAGAAUUGUCAAGAAAGAAGCAGAAAGUAAGUCAGGAAAGUGAACUGCCGUUGAGUUUACAGCGAUUUGCUCAUAAGAAACCAUCAUAAACUCUGGUAACUUUUUAUCUCCCAUGUACGACAGUUUAUGAAGAGAUUAAAUUUUGUAUUUUUAUUACUUCCACAAUUUUGUCUGCCA